CGUCCACUACAUACUGUAGUAUAGGUUAUAAUACAUGUCAACGGACACAGGUCACGUCAAAUAGUUUUUAUGGGUACAGGUUUACCUAAUACAACUACACCUGCUUCCUGGUUCACGGGUCCCUGUGUCACUACAAAACGUCCUUUGUACCGCAUACUUAAGUUAUCGCUGACGGUAGAGCACCAAGAGUAUUUUAGGUCGCUCUUGUGACCAUAUAUAUAUACGCUACAAGUGGCCGCACAUCCUGUUGUUAGACUCGAAUAAUUCUGGCGGAGGGACACCAAUUCAUGGAUAUGAGUUGUACGUCACAUCCGGGGACAGCUCGUGAUGUAGUCUGCCAUGGCUGUAGUCGAGUCAUUUGUCAGAAAUGUGUAGCAGAAAACCAUGCAUGUUCAAAUCCAAACAAAGAGGAAAGAUUUGAAAAGCUGUCUACUUCUUCCCUAGCCAAAUGCAUCGAUGUACUUGUCACACAUGUCAAGAAACUCGCGCCACGUGUUGAUGACGUCAUCCAACAGCGCAAACAGGAAGAGGAAUUUUUUCACAUGUCAGGUAAACAAGUAUCUCAAAGCAUCGAUGCCAUUGGAAUCUUGUUCGAAACUGCAACAAUGAAAAUGAAAGACUCGCUUCAGGAACUGAGAAGGGAUGUCUCUAGCAGGUCAGCACACACGUGUUCUCAACAUGCAUUGCAAUUAAAGAGGGAAAUGGAAUGCGAUAUUUCUUGUUAUACACAGCUGUCAAAAUGCCAUGGACAAUCUGAUGUAGCGGAACUUUUAAAGAAACUCGACACGUUCAGGAAAAAUUGUUGUAAGUACGAGGCAGCUCUACCGGAUCUUCUGCUUGCGGAGGAAUCUAACACACUGCAUCUCUUAGCUGGGGAAGAGUUUGUCACAAUGUGUCGAUCACUGAUUGGUUGUGAUGAUUCUCUGAAUAUAACAUCUCAUAGGGGGAUUGCAACCAGGGAACUGAAAUUCGGCGAUAAAGGAAGUCACAUCUACUUUGGAAUUCAGGUUGAUGAACUUGAAAAUACCAAUUUAGUACCGAUUUGUGAGAUACGCGCAAAAUCAGGGAAUUCCUGGAAAAAUGAAAUGUGUUCCUUCAGUGAUGUAGCUUUGAUUUCAAAUACUGUGCUUGUAGUUGAUCGACAAAGAUUAAAGGUCAAGAGAUUCAAUCUUGAGGGUGAAAUGAUUGAUUGGGUGCGCAUCACUGGUCCACAUGGUUUGGCUGUUUUACGGGGAACUGAUGACGUUAUUGUGACUCAACCUACCGACAAAUCUCUCACACGUGUCAGUACCACGACCGGUUUAAAAAUUAACAGGACGGCACGCGUAGAAUUCCCUUACUACGUCAUCAGAGAGGUGGACGAAACAUGCUUGGUUGCAUCCACCAUCGCCGCCCCAGCAGAUAUGAUUUCACUCAGCUCUGAUCAAGACAAAUCCGCUCUUGCCAUGAACACUCGUAUCCAUUUGAUACAACAUGAUGGACAACUCCUACAGGUCUUACGUUUGACGGAUCUUGACUACGAAAGGUUGCACGGUACUAAUUUAUUUCCAGAUUUUGAAUCCUUGACGAUUCCUUCACAGGACCGGAUUGUAAUACGAUUGACAGACAUGGCCGGUAACAAUUUUAUCGCGUCUUUUGCGCGGAACGGAGAGCCUUUAUGGUUAUACAAGACAACUGGAACAUCUCGUGGUCUGACCAGUAAGUCAGGGUUGCUGUACGUCUAUAUAGGUGACGCGGAAAGACAGCUUACAGUGCUGACAUCUUCUGGAAAACCUAUUAAAACGGCCAGCCUUGGAGACUACUCUGGUAGAGGAAACAUCCUCCAUGCCGGAGAGAGAGGGAUAGCUUUGGUGGAUUUCUCUAACACCAUUCGAGUAUUCUCUUAUCCCUGAUAACAGUAAACAUGACAUUUAUGCUACUCAUCAUACUGUCUUUUCCAUGCUUCCUGAUUUAAUUUUCGAUUUUUCCCGAACUGUUGUUCCGAACGGUCUUGAUCUUAUCAUUUUAUGAUUGAAGGGUGAUGACUUGUGACUGAUUGGACAUGUACGUAGUUUCAUUUGAUGUUAUACCUGGGCCAACUUAGCGCUACUAACAGCAAACUAUAACACCAAUAUUAAUAUAUAAUAGACAAAUACAUUUACCAUUCGUUUCCGUUUCUUUUGAUUAAAAAGACACUCGCCAUGAAUGAGAUACGAUAAAAGGCAUAUUAGCAAAAUGCAUAAGUAGAUACAUGCAUAUGCAGUAUGGUACUAUAUCUUGCAUCAAUAUCCGUUGUAGAGAGUCCGGUUGUAACCUCCGAACGACAUCCUAACUACUCGUACAAUUACUCGUGAUGUUUUGUAACCAGCUUUUAGCACACCUUUUUUGCUGUUUAUCGUAAUAAAGUUGAAACAAACAAUUUGUA
Molecule: messenger RNA, 2404 nt
Organism: Pecten maximus
Lineage: Eukaryota; Metazoa; Mollusca; Bivalvia; Pectinida; Pectinidae
Exons: 3
Coding region: 288-1892 (534 amino acids)
Source: RefSeq, a predicted model, not a curated record